UUUAUUUUGAAGGACUGUUUAUCGAACCGGAAGUGCCUAUCCGUUGACCCAGAAUUGGUUUCCGUCGGUGAGAUGUUGAGAGGAAUGUAAAUUUGGUGCUGAAUUUUCAUGUAAAUUGGAAAAAAUACCACGACUAUAUAUUUUUUAAUUAUCUUAAAUUAAACAUUGGAGUCAAUAAGAGCUGCUCGAUGUGACUCUGGCAGCCGUCGACCAUGAGUAACAGCCACCCUCUGCGUCCACUGGCCUCCGUGUCGGAGAUCGACCACAUCCACCUGUUGUCGGAGCAGCUGGGAGCCCUUGUGCUGGGUGAGGAGUACAGCGAUGUUACCUUCAUUGUGGAGGGGAAGCGCUUCCCGGCGCAUCGGGUCAUCUUGGCAGCUCGCUGUCACUACUUCAGGGCCCUGCUGUAUGGGGGGAUGAAGGAAUCCCAACCCCAGGCGGAGGUAUGUUUAGAAGAGACACGGGCCGAGGCCUUUUCUAUGCUGCUACACUAUCUGUACACCGGCCGGGCCAGUCUCAGCUCUGCCCGGGAAGAGGUGCUGCUUGACUUCCUGGGCCUCGCUCAUCGCUACGGCCUCCAGCCCCUGGAGGAUUCCACCUCUGAGUUCCUCCGCACCAUCCUGCACACCAACAACGUCUGUCUGGUUUUUGAUGUGGCCAGUCUGUACUCUCUGAGCACGCUCAGUGCUGCCUGCUGUGCCUAUAUGGAUAGACACGGUCCCGAAGUGCUGAAUUCUGACGGCUUUCUCAUGCUCUCCAAGACUGCUCUGCUAACUGUGGUCAGACGGGACUCAUUCGCUGCUAGUGAGAAGGAGAUCUUCCUGGCCUUGAGUCGUUGGUGCCGGCAGCACGAAGACGGGGCUGACACCCAGGAAGUGAUGGCAGCAGUGCGGCUGCCACUCAUGACUUUGACGGAGAUGCUAAAUGUAGUGCGACCGUCCGGCCUGCUAAGCCCAGACGACCUGUUGGAUGCCAUCAAGACCCGCUCUGAGAGUCGCAACAUGGACCUUAACUACCGUGGCAUGCUCAUCCCUGAGGAGAACAUUGCCACCAUGAAGUAUGGAGCUCAGGUGGUGAAAGGAGAGCUGAAGUCAGCGCUGCUGGAUGGAGACACCCAGAACUACGACCUGGACCACGGCUUCUCCAGACAUCCCAUCGAGGAGGAUGGCCGGGCCGGGAUCCAGGUCAAACUCGGCCAGUCGUCCAUCAUUAAUCACAUCCGCUUGCUCCUCUGGGACAGAGACAGUCGGUCCUACUCCUACUACAUCGAGGUAUCUAUGGAUGAGCUGGACUGGGUUCGUGUUGUGGACCAUUCAAAGUACCUCUGCCGCUCUUGGCAGGAUCUGUACUUCACACCACGAGUUUGCAGGUACAUUCGCAUUGUGGGAACACAUAACACAGUCAACAAGGUCUUCCAUCUUGUGGCUUUUGAAUGCAUGUUCACCAACCGCUCAUUUACCCUAGAGAACGGACUUCUGGUGCCUGGUGAGAAUGUGGCAACCAUCGCAGCGUGUGCCAGUGUCAUCGAGGGUGUGAGCCGUAGCAGAAAUGCCUUGCUCAACGGCGACACACGCAACUACGACUGGGACUCCGGCUACACCUGCCAUCAACUGGGCUCUGGAGCAAUCGUCAUUCAGCUGGCUCAGCCCUACUCCAUUGGAUCCUUGAGGCUGCUGCUGUGGGACUGUGAUGAGCGCUCCUACAGUUAUUACAUUGAAGUAUCCACCAACCAGCAGCAGUGGACAAAGGUGGUCGACCGCACCAGGGUGGCAUGUCGAUCAUGGCAGACAUUGAAGUUUGAUAAGCAGGCUGCUUCCUUCAUCCGUAUUGUUGGGACUCACAACACUGCUAAUGAGGUGUUCCAUUGUGUUCACUUCGAGUGUCCGGCCCAGCUGGACACAGAGGUUAAUGAAGGCAGCCCUGGCCUGGACUCCUCUGAUUCUGGGUCCGCCUCCCCACAGCCGCGACCUCAACGACCGUCACGCACACACAGCCUGCUGCCUUCCCAGCCCUCUUCCUCUUCCUCAUCCUCUUCCCAGUCCCACCAUUAAGAGCCCCCCUACCUCUUGCCCCCUCACAUUGGAAGGUGUCGAGAGGAAGGGAGACCUCAGAAUGCCAUUUUGCACAGCCUUCAUCAUCCAAACUGCAUUGCUACAACGCUGCUAAAGGCGAUCGUCUCAUUGUCAUAACCCAUGGUCCUUCUGUCAUAAGUGCAACAUUAGAGACUGGUGUAUCUGUAGCAGCAGCGUUUAGGGCUCCAGUCUUCCCAGGUCUGAAACAGAAGGUUAGGUUUCACAUCCACUGGCUCAUACAUUUUGUGAAGGUACUUUUUAGCUACUAAGACUCAAGUUUUCCUUCAAAAUCAUCAAAGUGGAAUCUUUACUUCUCCAAAGACAAGGCACACACACACACACACACACACACACACACACACACACUGAAAUGUGGUUAUACUGUACCACCAAAGAGCAGUAAGACCAGUGCUGGGGGGGGGGUUGCUAUUUGAAUUUUACGAGUUAAUAUUUCCAAAAGAGAUGGAUUUUAUCCUGUAACAAGCUAUUUUUUUAAGAAGCUGUCUUAAAACGGCACUACUCACUUUUCAUACCAUCAAGCUAACAGAGUAGCAGUCAAGUAUUUUUCAAAGUUUGGAAUCAAAUUCUUCAAAGGUUUGCCAAAGCUGUGGAGCUAUUGCAUUCUGUGGCGUUUGUAUGCAACUUGCACUUAAUCCAAUUUGCAUAUUAAGUAAUCACUGUUGAGUAUUUGUUGACAGGCUUUCACACCCAAAACCAAAACCUGUGGUCCUUAUCUGGUGUGACUUUUUGAUAGUUUGAAUUCAUACCUCAAAAAAAAAACCUUGCUAAAACUUAUCUUAGAUUGAAUAAAGUGUCUUAAUUUUAAGCACUUGAAUAGCUUAGCACAAAUGAUCGGGGAUAUCAAUUAGAUUGUGAAAAUUGGGGCUAAGGGGCUUGGACCAAAUUAUGUUAUGCACUAGGGCUGCAGUGAAGAAAGUUUAUAUACAGUAGAUACAUGAGCAGCUGCUACUGGCACUUUAUUUUACUCAAGUACACAGAGAUAAAGAUUGCAGCUUGGGUCUUCUGACUGAAGUACAGUACUGGAGUGCUGGAUUUGGUAACGUUCUGUUUGUUUGUGAAAUUAAUUUAAACACUUCCUCGCUCUUGGAUCUGUCAGGUUCAAGCUGUACUUUGUGUGUUUUUGGAGGAUUGUUUUUAAAUUAAGCUAUCAGUGCUAUGGUUCCUGUUUUUGUUUGUUUGUUUGUUUGUUUGUUUCAUUUGUGUCCUGAUGUUGCACUUUUGAGUUGUUUGUCUUGAAAAACUCCUUUUUAGAAAACCUUUUAUUUGAUGUUAAAUAACCUGAAGUACCUAACUACCCUGGGUUACUCACUGAUGUUUCUAUAAGCCUUCUUUAGUCAUCCCCAUCUACAUUUUAGAACAGCACCCAUAGUUGCAUAGUUGGAAAACGUCUUCCUUAAUAACUAACAAGAGAACUGACAUAGGGCUUUGUUCAGGUUACAUUGUAAUGUAGAUUACACACUCCCCACCCACCAUCUACCUUUUAUGUAUGUGUAUAGUUUUACUUGAGGUAUAUAUAUAUAUAUAUUAGUUUUGACUAUUGACGUGUGAUUGCAUUUCACUGCCUCUUAUUCAGUACAUUGCCUGUCAAAAAUGUGAUUACAGAAACAACUGACAUUGUUUAUUAACGCUUAUUGCUGUGAGGGGUUACACCCGUCUGCUUGCCUGACUCGCUACUGUUGAUCACAGUGGAGGUCUUUGAUACAAGCAAUACAGUGAUCUCUAUCUUC
Molecule: messenger RNA, 3820 nt
Organism: Epinephelus fuscoguttatus (brown-marbled grouper)
Lineage: Eukaryota; Metazoa; Chordata; Actinopteri; Perciformes; Serranidae
Gene: btbd9
Product: BTB (POZ) domain containing 9
Exons: 11
Coding region: 213-2051 (612 amino acids)
Biological process (GO): modulation of chemical synaptic transmission; adult locomotory behavior; circadian behavior
Molecular function (GO): protein binding
Source: RefSeq, a predicted model, not a curated record